Messenger RNA from Ostertagia ostertagi, 345 nucleotides. The record is from the annotation of a GenBank genome assembly. Lineage: Eukaryota; Metazoa; Nematoda; Chromadorea; Rhabditida; Trichostrongylidae.
AUGACGACCGAACAUCGUACGAUCGAGCAUUUACGCACAGCUUCGUAUCAUGCAGCAGGCCCGAGCCCCGAUGAGACACAUGGUACCCGUUGCGCUGGAAUAAUUGCAAUGGCAGCAAACAACUCCAAGUGUGGUGUUGGUGUGGCUCAUCAUUCUCGACUUGGAGGCUUGACUGUGCUUGCUGAAACUCAAUUUCUCAACGACGCUAUCGAAGGAGACGCACUCGCGUACAAAAGUGACCGCAUCGACAUUUACUCGGUCAGCUGGGGACCGAAAGAUGACGGUAAAGCGGCUGAGCGACCCGGCUCCUUGGCUCAGAAGGCAAUCGAGUUCGGCGCAAUUCAU